Apaloderma vittatum (bar-tailed trogon) is the source of this 1573-nucleotide messenger RNA. RefSeq names its product DENN domain-containing protein 5B-like. The annotation marks the transcript as partial. The transcript has 7 exons. NCBI's taxonomy places the organism in Eukaryota, Metazoa, Chordata, Aves, Trogoniformes, Trogonidae. Gene Ontology annotation, molecular function: small GTPase binding; guanyl-nucleotide exchange factor activity. The record is from RefSeq and is a predicted model, not a curated record.
UGAUCCCUUAUAGGUCAGUGAUAAUUCCCAUCAAAAAACUAAGCAAUGCAAUAACCACAUCAAACCCCUGGAUCUGUGUAUCAGGAGAACUAGGAGAUACAGGUAUAAUGCAGAUUCCUAAAAACCACCUAGAAAUGACGUUUGAGUGCCAGAAUUUAGGGAAGCUGACGACCGUUCAGAUUGGUCAUGACAACUCAGGGCUACUAGCCAAGUGGCUGGUUGAUUGUGUCAUGGUCAGAAAUGAAAUAACAGGACACACGUACAAGUUUCCUUGCGGGCGAUGGCUGGGAAAGGGCGUUGACGAUGGCAGUUUGGAGCGAAUACUCAUCGGAGAGCUGAUGUCCUCCACAUCUGAUGAAGAGCUGGGAAAGCAGUGCCGUACUCCACCCCAGCAGAAAUCUCCUACCACUGCUCGACGACUGAGCAUCACUUCCCUCACAGGGAAGAACACCAAGCCUAAUGCAGGGCAGAUCCAAGAAGGAAUCGGGGAAGCCGUGAACAAUAUUGUGAAACACUUUCACAAGCCAGAGAAAGAGAGAGGGAGCCUUACCAUUCUCUUGUGUGGAGAAAACGGUCUGGUCGCAGCGCUGGAGCAGGUCUUCCACCAUGGAUUCAAAUCAGCUCGCAUUUUUCAUAAAAAUGUCUUCAUUUGGGAUUUCAUAGAGAAAGCUGUUGCUUACUUUGAAACCACUGACCAGAUUGGAGACAAUGAGGAGGCCCUUUUGCUUCAGAGAUCUUCGUGCAAAACCUUCUGUCAUUACGUGAAUGCCAUCAAUACAGCUCCAAGGAACAUUGGAAAGGAUGGCAAAUUCCAGAUUCUAGUUUGCCUGGGGACAAGGGACCACUUGCUCUCUCAGUGGAUCCCGUUGCUGGCGGAGUGCCCACCCAUCACAAGGAUGUACGAGGAGAACGCUCUCCUACGGGACCGCAUGACUGUCAACUCCCUUAUCCGGGUCCUACAGACAUUGCAAGAUUUCAACAUCAUCCUAGAAGGAUCGCUCAUUAAAGGAGUGGAUGUUUAGCAUGGCUUUGCUGAGAACUUCAUUAUUCCUUUCCUGAGCAAGCGAACCACAGCUGGAGACCUGUCAGGACUUGAAGGCGAUGGUAGUGCACCACUGUAAGGCAAAGCUGCUGGGUGAAGCAGGAGUGGGAAGCCCAGUUUGUGCCCGAUGGGGACUCUCCUCUAAAGCUGCAGAAAGCUAAGAUGCAGUAUUGUAGUUUAUUUGAAACAGAAAUUUAGUAUAAAAUAGAGUAUUUUCAUGUGUUAGAUGUGUGUAAAUAUGCUAUCUUCUUGAAGAAAUUAUAUUACUCUAAGAAAUUUUUUCUUAGGCUGAAUGUUCUUGUUCUGACUAUGAGUAGCUUAAACCCAGGGGAAGGACUGGGGGGAGGGAAGGACUGAGGUGGGAAGGGAUGCCGCUACUUGCUUGCAAGGAAGAAGCCAAUCAAUGUGUAAAUACAGCAGAAACUCAGCAGGGCUUUUUUCAGGUAUUGCAAAUUAAUACAGCAAAUAUCCUUAUGUAGCCAUUGUGAUUGAUUGUCUCACUCUUGGAAAUAUUGUAAGCAUAUGCUGGUU